Messenger RNA from Cornus florida, 1113 nucleotides. Its product is annotated as plant UBX domain-containing protein 11-like. Bases 8 to 886 code for a protein of 292 amino acids. The record is from RefSeq and is a predicted model, not a curated record. Gene Ontology annotation, molecular function: protein binding. Lineage: Eukaryota; Viridiplantae; Streptophyta; Magnoliopsida; Cornales; Cornaceae. The transcript has 3 exons.
UGCUCAUAUGUCCUUCAGCGUCAAAGAUGGAUGUAGUGACACCAAAGUCAACUCAAGCGUGGAUGAUCAUCAUUCUGAAGUUACUGUGGUAGCUUCUCAAGGGAUUGCUAAUGAAUCAAGUGAAGCUGUACAAGAUAAAAAGGCUGAAACAGUAGAAGAAAGGAAUGCUGAUGUUUCAGACUUAAGUAUGAGUAAAUCAACUGAUGUUCAUUUGAAUAUCCGGUUGCCCGAUGGUUCUAGCCUACAAGAGAAGUUCUCCUUAACGAGCACUUUGAGAAUGGUCAAAGUCUAUGUAGAUGAAAACCAAGCAAGUGGCAUUGGCUCUUAUGAUUUAGCUGUUCCUUAUCCUCGCAAAGUAUUCAAUGAUCAAGAGUUGAACCAAACAUUGUCGGAGCUGGGUCUUUUCAACAGGCAAGCAUUGAUAGUGGUUCCCCGUGGCCGAUCUACUUUUCAUUAUGGAGGAGGAUCUUCCUCUCGUAAUCAAUCAAAUUACAACACUCUAGUUGAUUCUUCAAGUGGAAGCAAUGAAGGAUAUUUUACAUUCGUAAAAAGGAUUAUAUCUUACAUGAAUCCUUUCUCCUAUCUUGGUGGUGGUGCCAGCUCAUCAAAUUCUAUGCAGGAAUCACAGACCAGCACGUGGCAAUAUGGUCCAAAUCCUACGCUGCAGAAUAACCUAGGGGGCACGGGAAGACCCUAUACUCUCCAGUCAUCAACCCAAAACAAUCCUGGGACCAGCAGAAAUAACAGCAAGAGCAAGCAACAAAACCCGUCUCGUUUUGGAAGCAAUAUUCACACACUAAAACAUGAUGGAGAUGAUAGCCGUGACAGAAAUGCCUUCUGGAAUGGGAAUUCAACCGAGUAUGGUGGUAACAAAGAUGAUAAAUAAGAUCACAAGAAUGCCCUUUUAACAAAAUGCAGGUUUCUGAUCUUUGAUUUUGGGUUAAACUCGGAAAAAACAAGUAGAAGAAUAUCUUACCAAGAAAUUAACUCCUUGCAAUAUAUCAUUAUGUCUGUCAAGUAUUUCAUUAUUUGUGUAAAUAUACUCUUUUUAGGUCAUGUGGUCGAAACAUGGAUUGCAUAUAUCAUUCCCAGAAUUUGAUUUCAGCGGUAAAA